Molecule: messenger RNA, 5029 nt
Organism: Solea solea (common sole)
Lineage: Eukaryota; Metazoa; Chordata; Actinopteri; Pleuronectiformes; Soleidae
Gene: pparab
Product: peroxisome proliferator-activated receptor alpha b
Exons: 7
Coding region: 238-1647 (469 amino acids)
Biological process (GO): negative regulation of transcription by RNA polymerase II; negative regulation of inflammatory response; positive regulation of transcription by RNA polymerase II
Cellular component (GO): nucleus
Molecular function (GO): nuclear receptor activity; zinc ion binding; RNA polymerase II cis-regulatory region sequence-specific DNA binding
Source: RefSeq, a predicted model, not a curated record
GUGAACUGCACGGUUCGGCUUUGUAUGGACGUGGUGGGGGAUUUUUGACAGCGGCAGCGCUGUUGGGAAACAGACAGGGACGUGAGGUCUGGGUCGGCGUCACUUCUCUUCCCCUCUUCUCUCCUUCUCCCCAUCUGCCACCGACCGCUUCUCGAAGAUUUCCGGGGGAGGGGGAGACAUGGCUGUUUAUUGGAAGUUUGAUGAGUGAGAGUGCCGGCAGCCUGCUCCGCCACCGCAAUGGUCGACAUGGAGAGCCGCUACCAUCCCCCUUCUCCGUUGGAGGACUCGGUGUUGCACAGCCCCCUGUGCACCGGUGAUGACUUCAUGGAUGGGAUGGAGGACCUCCAGGACAUUUCGCAGUCCAUUGAUAAUGAUGCUCUCAGCUCCUUCGAUGUCCCUGAAUACCAGUCAUCCAGCAAUGGUUCAGAGGGAUCCACUGUGUUAGAUGCCUUGACGCCAGCGUCCAGCCCCUCAUCAGUUGUUUACGGCUUUACAACGGGCCAAGAGGAGUUCUCGUCGUCCACGUCAUCGCUCAGCUUGGAGUGUCGAGUGUGUGCCGACCGCGCAUCGGGCUACCACUAUGGAGUCCACGCCUGCGAGGGCUGCAAGGGUUUUUUUCGGCGGACCAUCCGCCUAAAGCUGGAGUAUGACAAAUGUGAACGCCGAUGCAAGAUCCAGAAGAAGAACCGCAACAAGUGCCAAUACUGCCGCUUCCAGAAGUGCCUGUCAGUGGGCAUGUCCCACAAUGCCAUCCGUUUUGGUCGGAUGCCCCAGUCGGAGAAGCUGAAGCUGAAAGCAGAGAUGGUGACGGGGGACAAAGAGGUGGAAGACCCUCAGUUAGCCGACCAGAAAACCCUGGCCAGGCAGAUCUGUGAGGCCUACAUCAAGAACUUCAACAUGAACAAGGCCAAGGCUCGAACCAUUCUUACUGGCAAGACCAGCAACCCUCCAUUCGUCAUCCAUGACAUGGAGACUCUACAGCUGGCUGAGCAGACUCUGGUGGCUAAGAUGGUCAGCUCGGCUGGAUCACUGAAGGACAGGGAAGCAGAGGUUCGCAUUUUUCACUGCUGCCAAUGCACGUCAGUGGAAACCGUUACAGAGCUCACCGAGUUUGCAAAGUCUGUCCCUGGGUUCUCAGACCUGGACCUCAACGAUCAGGUGACUCUUUUAAAAUACGGCGUGCACGAGGCACUCUUUGCCAUGCUCGCCGCCAGUAUGAACAAGGAUGGGCUUCUGGUGGCGUACGGCGCAGGUUUCAUCACCCGGGAGUUCCUCAAAAGCCUGCGGCGUCCAUUCAGUGAUAUGAUGGAGCCAAAGUUCCAAUUUGCCAUGAAGUUUAAUGCGCUGGAGCUGGACGACAGUGACCUGGCUCUGUUUGUGGCUGCUAUCAUCUGCUGUGGAGACCGACCAGGCCUGGUGAAUGUGGCAUACAUCGAGCGCAUGCAGGAGAGCAUUGUGCAGGUGCUACAGCUCCAUCUGCUGACCAAUCGUCCAGAUGACACUUUCCUCUUCCCCAAGUUGCUGCAGAAACUCGCUGACCUCCGGCAACUUGUCACCGAGCAUGCACAGCUGGUGCAAGAGAUCAAAAAGACAGAGGACACGUCGCUGCACCCACUCCUGCAGGAGAUCUAUAGAGACAUGUAUUGACCCCUGUGGAGAAAUAACCGGGAGAGGCACUUUACAAACGUCUCGUUUUUUCAGGGACAGAAGAAAAAGAAGAGUCCUCCAUAAGCUAGGGUUGAACCACUUAAACCAGCCUAAUACAGCAAGCGUGAGCUUUGAUCAUCACACGAGGUCCUGCGUAGGCCCGAGCAACAGGCUGAUUGAUGAUUCUCUGGUUUCAACACAGUGUUCUCCACUCUCUCGUGUGGAUCUUCCCAGUCAGAAAAGUCAUGGAAGACAAGUUUUUGACAUACAGCUGUAAGGAAACCACUGUAUGCCAUGUCUGACCAAACUCUUGGAUAAAAAAAGGCUAUAAUUUCAAAACAAGCGAAGAAGGUGAACUUCAUAGUCUCUGACAGUAUCUGUUUGUUUUUUUUUACUGAUGUCAAAGAGCAGAGAGCCACAUACCUCUGCGUUUAACAACACAGCAGCAUUAAGACAGUGAUGAUCAAGAUGUCAAGCAAGGCAGCUUCUGCCAAAUUAACUACCGAUAAAUGGUGGCUAUCCAUACAUGAGCGUCACACCUUUUUUUUAUACCCAGAGAUACAACUGUCACCAGACUCCUGGACAUAAUCAUUUAUUUGUACUGUAAUUCUUCUAAGCCAUACGUUGGUUGCAAUGACACCAAACAUGAUCAUCUUUCAUGUUGUUGUUUUUUGUUUUUUUUCAAUCUACAAAAGUAGCGUCAAGACUUUGUAUGGAUUAUCAUUACUUACUGUGAACUGUUCAGAAAUAGUAUUUUUUACAUUACACAGAUAUAAUAGAAGGCAAAACCUUGCAGUUUAUCCAAAUCAUUAAAGGUUUGGCAGACAGAUGGCAAAAAAUGCACAAAUUCACUAUGUGCGUGCCACAAUGCGCAUUUGAAGCACUAACACAUCUGUGAUAUGUUGAUAUUGUGAUAUUAUUAUAUACUGGACCUCUGUUGACUCCCUUUUUGGCCUUUUUGGCACUCCAUGCUGUUUUGUGUCCUGGUAUUCAAGGGCUAACACCACAAAAAAAAAAACUUCAUACAAGCAGACUUGGAUUUGUUGGAAACAAAUUCCUCCGUUUCUUAAUUUCGCACUCAUCUUGGUCCUGUUCCACACAAGUCAAAUGGUCUGACCUCUGUUUUUCCCUAUCAGUCCUCCUGCCUUAUGUUUUAUGUUUUUUUAUGUAACGGCAAAUGAAAACCACAAAUUGUUCUGCAUAGAAGUGAAGAUAAACGGUGUUACCUUUUGGGUGAAAGGUCUUUGGUGUUGGUCACUAAACCAAAAGACUAAGGCUAAUACAAGCGUCUGACCAUUUGAUUUAGUUUGAUUCUGUAAGAUGAAGACAGUCAAAGAAAAAAAAAAAUUGCUUAGACAUUGUCUGCAGCUAGAUGAGUAUACAGACCUGUAGUGAUGAAUGUCGACCAAAUACAUUUCCAUGAGAUAUCAUUUCUGUUUUUUUUUGUCCUCCAACUUUUGUGAUAACUAUGCAUGUGAAAAUACCGCUCAUGUCAUUUGGAUGGUGGACACAUGCAUGUAUGAAAGUUUGGAUUACGUAGUGUAUAUGGAUCUGUGACCCCAUCAGCUGAUUUCAAACCAAAAUCUCCUUCAGUUGAUUUCAAUUCAGAGUGUACUCACCAUAGCCGAUCACCUCUCACCACUCACCCCUUCUUUUAACCCCUGAGGUAUACAAGGUACAAAUGAUCAACUUUUAUAUUCUUGUUCUUACAGUAGAUGUAGUCAUGUACUGUAUGUUCAUUUGCUUCAGUGCCACACAAUUGUGUUUCAAAUGAAUUGGAGCAUAUUUUUUAUACCUAGGUAUAGAUGUACUGUACAUAAAAUCAAAUAAUUGUGUAUAUACAGUAUGAGGUGGCACGAUUCUAGUGUGUGGUGUAAAUAGAUUUAAAAAGGUAAACAGGGCAACUGGUAAUCUGAUUAUCCCCAGAUCGGAAAUAUCGGCUAAAAAUAAAAGCACUUGUGAUUUAAACUGAAAGCAUACAAGGACAACGUUGGUCGGGUGAUUAAAAUUAUCAUUUUGAAAAGUCAAGCAGUCAAAGGCCAACAACUCAGCACUGAUCUUUCAAUACUGGUAUCCACCUUUAAUACUCAGUUCUCAGGUUGCACAUUGAACAAAAAUAAAUUAGGCAAUAUAUGCAUAAGCAUCAUAAUUCUCACUCAUUCAUUGAUUGUCUACCGCUUUAUCCUCCACAUGAGGGUUGCAGGCCCAGCAAUCCCAGCUGAAAAGGCAGCGUUCGCCCCUGAAAAGGUCUAUUAUCAUUAAUUCUCUAUGUUGAAUAAACCAACCUUUAUUUUGUUGUCUAUUUGACCACUGUUGGUCGAAGUGAAUACACUAGAUUACAGUAAAUAAGAUGCAGUAAUGAAAAUGGAGUAUAUGCUGUUUUAUAAAGCUAUUUUGCCGUUGUUUUUUUCUCAUCAGUUGCUGCUAUAUUGUACUAACGUGUUCAAGUGCUCCCUCUCGCUUAUUGUAUCUUCUCUCAGAAUGUCAGUCCCACAUGCAGCUUUUAUUGAAUGCAGCUCGUCCCCAGGUAUCCUUUGGGGAUUAACCACAAACAAACAAUCUGUGCCUUACUGUGUGCCCAUGCCAUACAACACUAGAGAUUCAGAAAUAAAUACUUGACUUGUGCACACACACAUUUUCAGAAUUGUAAUUUCUUAUAAGCCGUCUUAAGUGGGAUUUUGCCGAUGGAGACACACUGGGGACACACAGUCAAAAUGAUGUCACAGCAGGUUUAGGAAAGUGCCCAGUAUCAGCUGUAAAAUCAAGGCUCAGAGGUGCUGUAAAGCUUCGUUUUACAGUAACAAUGAAGGAUUUGCUUUCAGGAAAGGACAGACUUUUAAAGGCUAAAUACACAAUGGUUGGGAAAAAGUGGAGCCAGGCCCUGGAGAAAAUUAUAAUGUAACUUUGUUGUGUUGAAUUGACAAGGGAUGUUUUAACCUUUAUCAGGGAAAUCUAGUCUUCCUUUGUUAAACUAGCUCAGGACUUAGAAAGGUACUGUUCUUUCUCUCUGUCUCUCUUCUUCUCUCCAGAAUAAACGUAUAGUGCUCUGCCCUACAGCACACAAACACCAACAUCAAUACUUAUGGAUAUUACCUUAUUGUUAUUCUUCAAAUUUGACAAGAUAAAUACGUUUUGGGAGGCAGCAGUCGUAAGAAUUAGAAAUUUGAGGUUUUUUUCCCUUUUCUUUGGAUUUCAUGGAGUCUGUGUUUGUGACUACAACGUCACGCAAAUAGACAAUAGAGACUGUCUAUGGAUGUGUUGUUCAUGUGUACUGUGACUUGGUAACAAUACUGUAAAUGUUUGAUGAAUGUAUAUCUAGUUGUUAAAACAAUGAAAUAAGUUGACAUUGAAUGGAUGUCGAAUUAAAAUGAUUUUGAAAUAC